AUGUCCGACGAAGUCUCCCAAUUUCUCGAGCAGGUCGAGCGCCUGCGCGGUCAACAGAUCGAAGAAGACGAAGUGAGAGCUCGUGAGCUCGAAGAUUACUUGGCUGCAAAGCGAGAAAGACAAGCUCGUCGAGAAGAACGUGCCCGAUCCAUCUCACCACAAAAGUCAUCACCUGCAAAUACUCCCUCACCACGUUCGAGUCGACGAAGUAUCCACCUCACCGAGGCAUUGAAGCUCGAUUCGCCAAGAUUCCAGAGGGACGAGAGUGCCUCGCGAUUGUCAGAAUCUGAGGCGAAAGCCGACACUUCAAUGGAUCUGAGCUCUUCACCGACCAAGGAGAACGAAGCUCCCUCUGACGUCGACACCAAAUCUGCAACCACACCACCUACCCGUUACUCUACACUGUCGUGGCAGCGAAGGCCCAACUCCCGUAGCGGCUCUACCCGCCCGUUAAGCAUGCUCGCAACCCAAAAUGCGACCCAACGGUCAUUUAUCGGGUCGCAUGAUUCCACACCUGCUCCUGCGUCAGCCACCGAAGAGACCUUCUCGAAGGAUCAGAUUGCCCAGUCUCUGGGAUCCAAGGACCCUUCAUGGUUCCGCCAAACAGCGGACCGAGGGGCAAGCUCGGCUGCUUACCGAAAGAACCAGGUUGAGGAUACAGACCGCCUAGAUAUGGCCUCAGUCAAGGCGCAAUUGCCGGGCAUGACUGAUGAACAAGUAAAGUCAAGCCCGCCCGUCGAAAAGCCUAUUGAGAAACCUGUCGAAAAACCUGCCGAGGAACCUGCUACGCCUACUAAAAUGAAGCUGGCAAACCCUCCAUCUCUCAACCCGCCUGGUUUUGAUGCUGCAGAAGACAAGUCUCUGGAUGGUCGUCUUUCAAACGCCUCUCCAGGCCGUUUGUCUCCCACUCGGUCCAAUUCGCGAUCCAGUUCGCCCACAAAGGGCAUGGGCGGCUUUGUCCAGAGUGCUAUGAUGAAGAGAUCAGACAGUGUCAAGCGAUGGAGCGUUACUAGCCCUCCAAGCCUCAACCGUGUCAAUUCAAUCCAAUCGAACCAAGGUCCUGGUCUGUCCUUGAAUACUCGCCCACAGAGCAGAUCAGGACCUGGAGCGACAACACCAGGCUCAAGUCGACCGACAUCACGACACGGAGAGUCUGAUAACGAGAUCACACCAAAAGCUCCUGCUCCUGCUUCUGCCCCUGCCCCUGCCCCUACCGUGGACACCGCUUUGGGUGACUCUGCUUUGCCCCUCAGUCCAACUAAGACAAUGGAUCCCCGAAGGUGGAGUCCGACAAAGUCAAGCUGGCUCGAGAGUGCCUUGAACAAGCCUCCCGAGUCCCCAAACAAGCCUCACCACAAGUCCAGUUCGUCGCAACCAGCAUGGAUGGCCGAACUUAACAAGAACAAGGGAGGUCUUCCUGAGGGAACUACCCGGCCUCGCCCAGGUUCUAUUUCUCACAAGCACCAAGUUAGCAUCGGGGGACUUAUGAGGUCUACUCCAAUGGGAACAGCAACAAAGACCAACACGACUGGCCUUGGCGGUAUAUACUCUCCCCCUCCUGGUGGAAACCGACCUCUUAGCAUGCAUGGCAGCUUGGGAUUCCCCAAGAGUGCGCCUAAGUUCGAACCUGAGACUCCCACCGAGGCAAAGAUUACCCAUUCUGAUUCUGAGCCUGUGCCCGAUCCAGAGCUUACUGAACAAGAGAAGAAGGCACCGGAGCCCACCAAGGAGGAGGCGAAAAGCCCCAAAGAAACAAAACCUGCUUCAACCUUUCCCACGACUAAGCCGGAGGCACCGAACAAGAUAGAUUUCCGCAAAUCUUUGAGACCUAGGCCAACUGGCUCAGAUACGCCCAAGACUCAAGAGCCUGAGUUCAAGAAUGUUUUUGGCACUCUUCGCAGGACCAAGACGCAGAACUAUGUGGCUCCUGACGAGUUGAAGGAUAAUAUCCUUCGAGGCAAGGCUUCCCUGAACCAAACUGGAGGCCCGCAAAAGACAGAACGAGUGGACGAAUUCAAGGAGGCCAUUUUGAAGAAAAAGGACGACUUUCAGAAAGCCCAGGCCGAAGGAAAAGGCAUCUCAAGGAGCAACACACCCACGAACGAUUCCCCACUUCCAGAAGGACUUGCUAGGAGAGCUGAAAUGGCAAGGAGAAAGUCCGUGGCUGACGUCAAGUCAACACUUGCAUCGAGUAAGCCAGAUUCGCCCAAGCCGACACCAGGUCCCAAAAGGAUGCACAGCCAGACCUUUUCUACGCCCAAGUCUGCUCCUAAACCAGCCCCAGAACCCGCUGACGAGGGUCUAAAGCGAGUAGUUACCGAUUCUAAAGCGAAACCGGAGGCACCACGAGGAUUACCAGGCCUGCACAAGGAAACGAGCUCACCUGGUAGACUGCAGGGGGGUAUAGGAGGUAAGCUCGCUGGACGGUUCAACCCGGCCCUCGCUGGUAUGCUCGCACGAGGACCGCCUCCCAUGGCUACCAACGGGGGCAAGGCCCCUGAAGAAUCCGAAUUCAAGGGGUCUGCCAGCGCAACGGUUACAGAACCCUCCACUCCUGGGCCGCAACUGACACAUAUGACUAAGGGUCGAGCUCGAGGUCCUAGGAGAAAGGCGCCAACCAAAGCUACUCCCUCAGCCGCCUCCGGAGCUGCAACAACUGAACAAGAACCUGCACAGGAAAAGCCCGUUCCCACACCGAAACCUAUCGAACCUGCCAAGGAGAAGCCCCUGGAACAAAACGUUGCUCCUGUCGAGAAAGCCGAGCCUACUCCCGCUCCUUUUUCUAUUCAACAGCAGGUCGCCGCUAAAGCCGCAAUCCAAAGAAAGCCUGUUCUUACCCAGUCCACAGCUGCGCCUCGAGAUAACGAGCCCCAGAGACCUUUAACUCGGGAAGGCCGAACCCCCUCAUUCCCCUCCAAGCGAUCUUCCAAGGCUGAAGUUACACCAAAUGACUUUCCUUCACCGUUGAGAAUCCAAAAGACCGGUGACGCUGGUUCACAGCCCGGCUCACCCAAGAAGCUGGACACCAACCGCAUGUCUCGAUUCCUUGAUCGCUCAAAUGAUGCACCAGAGCCUGCUAAAGAGCCAGUACGAUUGACUCAUCAACGUACAGGUUCUCGGUCUCCAGUCAAAAUGUUUCAACGUCAACUACCAGAGCCUGAGCCAUCGUCUCCAACAAAAGUCGACAGUGACCCAGUCGUCUCUGUAAAGAACGCUAGAGCCAUGUUUGGCAGCGCAGCCCCAGCCCCUUCGCCAUCUACAAAGCCUUCAUUGGAAAGAUCGGAGCCUGCCGUUCUCCAAACACCACCCAAAGCAUCCCCUCGUCCUCUUCCUCAGUCUGAGCACUCUUCGCCUCUACAAGUCAACAAGACGCCGUCUCGAGUGGCCACUCGCCCCCUACCUACACCCCCUAGCAAAGAGCCUGAGAUUCCCGCGCCUCAAACUCCAAAGGCCCAGCAAACGCCGUCUGCCCCACCAAAAACCCCCAGCCAGGGCAACGAUGUUGCAAGCUUGCUGACCGAUUUCUUUGGGCCGAAGCCUCCCAAGGCUGAGUACAAGGUAGAUGCUGCGGAGCUUUUGAUGAAUCGACCUCCAACAGGACCAACAAAGAUUCAGAGCCUCAGUUUCCAAGUUUUCCAAAUCUCAGCGGAGGGCAAGAAGACCCCGGUGGCGUCUCACUACGAGCGAACACUAUUUGAACGAGAGAUGUACGUUGCCCCCCAUAGCUUCACAAACGAAGCUGGAUGGAAGCGAUUGGAAAUCUACUUCUGGGUUGGCGAUCAAGUACCAGAGUCUGCAGCCGACGAUGCGCUUCUUUUUGUUCAGAAGGAAGCCAAAGCGUUGGGCGGCAAGGUAGUCAAGAUGCACCAGGGCAAGGAAACGACCGAGUUCCUUCAAGCUCUUGGUGGUGUCAUGUUGAUAAGAAGGGGCUCAAGCAACAAAUACGAUUCACUAGCACCCAACAUGCUCUGCGGCCGGCGUUAUCAGGGUCAGGUCGCUUUUGAUGAGUGCGACUUGACCACAGCAAGCCUAUGCGCAGGAUUUGUCUACGUUAUCACCAGUCAGGGUAAGGCCUUUAUUUGGAAGGGACGAGGAUGCGAUGUGACCGAACUCAGCGCCGCCAAGCUUGUCGCUAUCGAGCUCACACUCACUGGAGAGCUGAUCGAGGUUGAUGAUGGUGAUGAGCCCGAGUCAUUUUGGGGCCUCUUUGAGGGAAGAUCAAAGCCUCACUCUGCCGAUCAUUGGAGACUCAAGCCCAACUACUCCAAAUACUGCAGCAGACUCUUUUGCUCAGAUGCAGAGACACGACAGCAGGUCUUUGAGAUUGCGCCAUUCAACCAACACGACCUCUCCCCUGAACAUAUUUAUGUUCUCGAUGCUUUCUUUGAGAUGUACAUCAUUGUUGGCUCUCGUGCCCAGUCCCAGUAUUCAUCCUUCCGCAACGCUCUCGACUUUGCUCAAGAAUAUGCCAUUCUUGCUGCUGGCAUGGAGGAUCGUCCUUUUGUGCCUAUCUCGACUGUCGUACUUGAGGGCAUUCCUCGAGAUCUCAAGCGGGUUUUCCGAUUCUGGCGGGAUGAUCUGAACCCUACAGUCACCAACACUUCAACUUCUCUCAAGAGAGGUCGAAGUCUGAGGGUAGUAUCACUGACACAGGCACUGCAAGCACUUAGGGAGUAG
Molecule: messenger RNA, 4677 nt
Organism: Fusarium poae
Lineage: Eukaryota; Fungi; Ascomycota; Sordariomycetes; Hypocreales; Nectriaceae
Exons: 2
Coding region: 1-4677 (1558 amino acids)
Biological process (GO): barbed-end actin filament capping; actin filament severing
Molecular function (GO): actin filament binding; phosphatidylinositol-4,5-bisphosphate binding
Source: RefSeq, a predicted model, not a curated record